UUUUCCUUCUUCUUCUUCUUUUUAUCCGUUCAUUUAUUUGUGAAUAAAAUGCCAGGAUUUCGUCCAUCAUCCACCUGCCUAUUUGGAAGGACGCCAGACCUCCAGUCUUUCAAAUCUGCAAGUUCAGUCCAAUAAAUUGUGACAUUGUCUGUCAGCCCUUUGGAAUAAAAAAUAAAUAAAUAAAUAAAAAUCGAUAGUGAAGAAAAGAGGACGCGAUAUUCUUCCGGAAUUUUAACGAUCUGUCCCCCCCCCCCCCCCCCUUCUUAUAAAUAUGCUAUACGCUUGGACUAGGUUGGUUUGGUCCAGCUUCAGGCUUUUUUUUUUAAAGCUGGAGCUGCUGUGAGAUAGAUAGUGACUGAUUAUUUUUUUUAUUUAUUUAUUUUUUUUUGCCGUUGAUUUUUUUGUCCAUGCAAGAGUCGGGGUGGAAACAUGUCUGGCCACUUCUUUGAGAGGAUCACUGCUAUCAGAGAUGGCAUUUUGGUCCAGCACUUCGGUUUUCACCUCUAAAGUGCCCCGGAAAAUCUUAUUCAUGUUCACCCUCUCCCUCUCUGUCACCUACUUGUUCUAUAGCUUGAUGAGCUGCUAUAACUCGCUGCAGUUCCCCCUGCAAGAAAACUACGUGUACCAAGGCAGGCUGGUGACGGAGGAGCCAACUUUUGUGACAUUGAGGGAAAAACUUUAUUCCGCUUCCCAGGGCUUUAACCAAUUCACCGAAUCUGAGAGAACCACUGCGAUUUUUUCCAAGGAUCAUCAUCAUGCUGAGGCCGAACAAAGGACAGUGGAGUGGAUUAGGACUCAGGCGUCUCCAACUAACGCGGUGGCGGUGGCGGUGGCGCAUCACAGCAGCACCGCACCGCCGCCGCUACCGGAGAAAGAGCACCAGGAAUUCAGCACCACGGACAGCGACCUCAGGGUGAACUGCACCUCGGAUUAUGGAGAGAAGAAACUUCCCCAAGCCAUCAUCAUAGGAGUGAAAAAAGGAGGAACCAGAGCCCUGCUGGAGGCUUUAAGGGUCCACCCGGACGUCAGAGCCGUUGGGAAUGAACCCCAUUUCUUUGACAGGAACUAUGAGAAAGGACUGGACUGGUACAGAGACCUGAUGCCUUCGACGCUGGAGGGGCAGAUCACCAUGGAGAAGACACCCAGCUACUUUGUGACUAACCAUGCCCCCAAGCGCAUCCACUCUAUGGCCAGGGACAUCAAGCUUAUUAUUGUCGUGCGUAAUCCUGUCACUAGAGCCAUUUCAGACUAUACACAAACCUUGUCCAAGAAACCCGAGAUCCCGACGUUCGAGGUUUUGGCUUUUAAGAACCGGACGCUGGGUCUUAUAGACGCUUCGUGGAGCGCUUUGCGUAUAGGAAUCUACGCUCUUCACUUGGAGACCUGGAUGCAGUACUUCCCCCUAUCCCAAAUGCACUUUGUGAGCGGCGAGAGGCUCAUCGUGGAUCCGGCCGGAGAGAUGGCUAAGGUGCAAGACUUUUUGGGACUCAAACGGAUCGUUACGGAUAAACACUUUUACUUCAAUAAAACCAAGGGAUUCCCGUGUCUGAAGAAACCGGAGGAUAGCAGUACGCCCCGAUGCCUGGGCAAGUCCAAAGGGAGAACUCACCCUAAAAUAGACCCGGAUGUGAUUCGGCGACUGCACAAGUUCUACAAACCCUUUAACAUGAUGUUCUACCAAAUGACUGGACAGAACUUUGAAUGGGAGCUGGAGGAGGACAGUGAAUCUCGUAGCUCUCAGGACUAAAGUCUAAAGACUGCGGCAUGGCACAGCACAGCCACACCACCAGCCUUCUCAAAUAAAAAAUACUAUUGUCUCACGUCGUCUUCAAGAGAGAGUGCUCGAGCACGCCAAUCAAUCAUGGCUGUCUUUACAGUGUCUGUAUCCAUUAGCAAGAGUUUACUGACAUGCUUUUAUCCCCUCUCCCUUCAAUACUAAUGUUGUUGAUGAUGGCGAAUCAUUAUUGUAUAUACUAAACAUAAAAUAUAUUUAUAUUUGUGAAAAGGAGAUGAUUUAUUCCUUUUUUUGUUUUCGAAAAGGUUAGAGCUGAUAUAAAAAUCAUGUUGACUAUGGCAAAUGCAUGCGAUGAGUUAAGUGUCCUUACCUCAUGAGCCCUAAGGGUAAACUCUGCCUGUUUCUUCUCCCUUUACUUUCCUUGCAGUUUGUUGCCCUCACACCCACUCACCAGCAUACAGAACAAAAAAGAUAUUCUAUUUCAAUGGCUGAGGCCAUGAAGUGCUCUGUUUUUUUUUUUUGUUUUGUUUUUCUUUCUAAUGCUGUCCUGCUGCUUCAGAAGAGAGAGAUAAUAAUCCUUUGACAUGUGCUCAUCUUUUGAGUUGUCCAUAUUCUUAGUAGAGACAAUCCUUUUUUUUUUUUUUUUCCAGUCUAAGUUUACCAAAGUGUUAAUUUACUCAGCGUCAGUGUUCUGGUGGCUCUGCACUCAUUAACUGAAAAUAUAUUCAGUAUCAGAGCUUCAUGUACAGUAGCCAUGGUUCAAUAAUUGGAUUGUUUCGCUGCAUACUUAAGCAUUAGCAUACUGAUGAUCAUGCACACCGAUGAUCAGAUGAGGUGCGGUAUCAGUGGUUUUUUUUAGAAUGAAAUGACAAAUCAAUAUAUGUACAACGAGUAUUAUUCAUUUUUAAUCCUGAAAAAAAAAAAAAA
This is a messenger RNA of Sphaeramia orbicularis (orbiculate cardinalfish), 2662 nucleotides long. RefSeq names its product heparan sulfate glucosamine 3-O-sulfotransferase 4-like. Gene Ontology annotation, molecular function: [heparan sulfate]-glucosamine 3-sulfotransferase activity. The transcript has 3 exons. The coding region runs from base 470 to 1747 and encodes 425 amino acids. Lineage: Eukaryota; Metazoa; Chordata; Actinopteri; Kurtiformes; Apogonidae. The record is from RefSeq and is a predicted model, not a curated record.